This is a messenger RNA of Liolophura sinensis, 2289 nucleotides long. RefSeq lists its product as uncharacterized. The record is from RefSeq and is a predicted model, not a curated record. The coding region runs from base 1073 to 1693 and encodes 206 amino acids. Gene Ontology annotation, cellular component: nucleus. NCBI's taxonomy places the organism in Eukaryota, Metazoa, Mollusca, Polyplacophora, Chitonida, Chitonidae. The transcript is spliced from 4 exons.
AAAUUGCUUUACAUUGCCUUGUGACAUGAUAAUAAAUCAGCAGAUUAACUGGUUGCUAUGAAUUAUGGGAAAUUGACAUUGACAGCUGUCGUUUGUUACUUCAAUCAUCAUGGCAUUGAAUGUUGUAAAGAAGGCAAAGAAGCCUAAUUGGGAGUCCAGGGCGACCAAGUCCUUGGUCAUGGCCCUUGAGGAUCAUGACCACGUUAUUAAGGCAAAGUUUGGUAAACAUGUGACCAAAUCUGAGAAGAACAGGGCUUGGAAUGAGAUAUACCAAAGGUACCUUAAGCCCAAAUAUUAAUGCUGCAAUAGGCUGUUUCAGUGUUUUGAAGUUCCCGUAGCUUAAUCUGUGUUUAAUCUUCAAACAUAUCAGUACCUUGGUGCUGCCAUUCCUAAUUUUGACCUAAAAAUGGAUUUAUGAGGGCAAAAAUAGGCUGAAAAAAGGGAGUAAAUAAUUAUGAUAUCACAUUCUUAGUGUGUUUUGGAAUUGAAAAGGAUUGUCUGUCCUCUUGUGUCCUUUUAAACUGAAGGCUACUCACAUCCACACAGUGUCAUGUGAAAACAACAUUAAAAUUAAAAUAAACCCGAUAAAUUCUAAGAGAUGCAAGAUUGUUUUAAAAAUGUUGUUUUUACACCUGGCAUGGUAUUUCCUGCCCUGGCAGAAGUAAAAACUAUCUACAAUACAUAUCUGUUAUUAUUUCUAAACUAAGAACUUCUGAUAUCAAUGUUUUGGUUAAGUGAAUUGAUAAAUCAGGAUUCACCUUUGGAAACUGUGUUUUCAUUUUAAUUCACAUACUUAUAUCUUCAUGGUAUAUAUGUGAAUACGGCUUCCUCUCUGGCCGUCCUUGCAAAGGUCUGCCAGCAUCCUGUGGAUGGUCAUGGGUUUCCCCUGGGCUAAGCCUGGCUUCCUCCCACUUUAAUGCUGGUUGCCAUCGUAUGGGGGUAAUAUCCUUGAGUACCGUUUAAAACAGCAAUCAAAUAAAUAAAUAAAUGAACAUUUGUGAAUAUUAUUUCAGUUUGUCCUUUUCUUUGAUUUACCUAGUUUUGGUGACAAGUACAAUCAAAUCUGGAUAUUAUGUUUCUAUUUAGAAUGCAUUGUGCAAUAUUAUUGUUUCAUAGAGUGAACAGUGUGACGAAAGUUGAGAGGACAGUGGAGGAAAUCAAGAAAAAGUGGAGUGACCUGUCAAGUCAGGUUAAGCGCAAAGAGGCUAGGAGGAGGGCAGAUGCCAGAAAGACUGGAGGAGGGGCUCCCAUGGAGGAGCCAUCUGAUAUGGAAUUAAAGAUGACUGUUGUGAAGAUGAACCUGCCAUGGGUGAAGGCACCCAAACAACACCAUCUGAACCAGACACAUUUGAUUUGCAACGGAUUCCUGUUUUUGAAAUAUGCCUACAGAACCAUCAACCUCACCCAUGCAUUUGAAGAUUAUGCUAUCCAGCCUAGUGAAACGCCAUCUGCUGUGCAAGUUCUGCAAAACAAGGUGAAUGUUCCCACAGCAAAGAAAGUUCCACCUACACAGACGGAUAGGCUGGAAGAACUCGAGAAACAAAGGCUGGCGGUCGAGAGGGAAAGGCUUCAGAUCGAGAAGGCACGUUUCACUCUGGAGCAACACAGGUUUAACUUUGCUGUUGCCCAGAGUGGAAUUAGCGAAUGGCCAGAUUUGGCCACUAUUUUGCUUCAACAGAGCCACAACAACUGAUAUGUUACUCUCAUUUAUUCAUUUAUUUAUUUGAUCGGUGUUUUAAGCCGUACUCAAGAAUGUUUCACUUAUACGACAGCGACCAGCAUUAUGGUGGGAGGAAACCAGGCAUAGCCUGGGGGAAACCUACAACCAUCCACGGGUUACUGUAAAUGACUUAAUGCAGAAGGCCGGGGAAGUAUUGGGCAGUUUGUGUGAAAAGAUUAUGGUUUGAAGAUUUGAAAAUGGCGAACAAUUUUUUUGUUAGAUUUACGUAGAGGUAACAAAAUUUAAUGGAAGGUCAUAACACACACUUAAUCGCAAAUAAUAAAUACCUUCAUGUGAAAGGGGAGGUAACUGUGAAAAUAAUUUUGAUAAAUCAGAAAGCAAGAUUUUAAAACCCGAUUCAAACCGUACUCUUUUUACAAGAAUUUACAUUGUAUUUCCUCGGUCUUCUCUUUUAAAAUUUGAUCCAAAAUAAUUUAUAUUUUUAGAGACAAAUGAAUGUCAUAAAAUAUUAUUUUUGUACUAAGACGUCUAUAUAUGUACUGUAUGUGUGCACUUUCAUGCUAUAUGCACACUGAUGGCUAACAGGGAUAUUAAAAGUUUGACGUUCU